GCAGUCCGCUGGAUAAUUCCGGAUUCCGCGCCCAGCGCUCGUGCUUGUAAAUUACUAGAUCGGUAAAUACUACACUACGCUCCACCUGUACCCGGGUACUAGGUGGAGCGUAGUGUAGCUGUAGCAAUGAAGUGGAGUGAGUGGAGCCUGCACGAACUUCGCCCGAGGUAGUCUAGUCUACAGUACAUGUUCUUCUGUGAUGUUGACUUAAACUAAGUAAAGCUAGAAUAGCUGUUUAGAGCCAGACAGGACGAGCUAGUAGGACGCACGAGUGAGAUGAUUAUAUUGUUGACAUCCUGCCCUGAUCUUCAAAUUGGCCACAUCGGAUGAAUGUGCUGGUAGUACAGCAUGUAUGGAGACCAGUCAGCAUUCCUCUACACUUGAAGGAUCUGAAUGGAAGGAUAAGGAGUGUCAGAAGUAAGAGCAUCAUGGCAAGUCUGAGGUGGGCAUUUAAGUGCAGUUCUUGGCAGCCUGAUCAGUCCCAGUGGUUGCUUGCCUCAUCUAGCAUCCAACCCGAGGAAAAACACAGAAUUGGUCAGUUCGUCUUCACAAAAGAUGCCAAAUCUUCCAUGGCAGGGAGACUGCUGGCCCGGAAAGCAAUUCAUGAAUGUUUGAAGAUAUCCUGGGCCGAUAUUGACCUCGUCAGAACAGACAGAGGAAAGCCGUACCUUAAGAACAUGGAUGAUAUCGACAAGACAAUCUACCCGAACUUUAACUUCAAUACCUCUCAUCAUGGUGACUUUGCCGUCUUGGCAACGGAGCCCGCCCUCACUUGUGGAGUGGAUGUCAUGAAGGUUGUCCGGCCCAAUCAGAAAAUUGAGGACUUCUUUCGUACCAUGAAGAAGCAGUUCACCCCUCAUGAAUGGAAGACCAUCAUGUCUGCCGAGACGCAGUAUCAACAACUUCAUAGGUUCUACAGAUACUGGUGUCUGAAGGAAAGCUACAUCAAAGCUCUUGGCAUCGGCCUCGGCUUUGACCUCCAGCGAGCAGAGUUCAGACUGCACACCCUGGAGCUAUCUACCUCAUCCAUUGCCAUGGAUACAGAGCUUUACCUUCGUGACAGGCUGGACAAGAACUGGGUCUUCCAGGAGAUGCUUCUGGAUGAGGAUCAUUAUGUGGCUGUAGCAGUACAGCUUGGACCUGAUAGGAGCAUGCCUUGCUGCCCGUCAUUCACCACCCUCUCGCCAGAGCAGCUACUCUCCACUGCACAACCCAUGCACCCAGAAGAUAUGGAUUACUGGACAUCGUUUGCUUCUAAGCAAGAAGCUCCUAACCUUCCUCGAAGAAAACCAUUAGAUAAGGACUAGCUUCAUGUUAUUCAUCCCUGUAAAGUACCUUCCAAACAUCUAAAGGCCACCGCACACCUUACGACCCGACUGGUCUACAACUG
Messenger RNA from Lytechinus pictus (painted urchin), 1390 nucleotides. Its product is annotated as L-aminoadipate-semialdehyde dehydrogenase-phosphopantetheinyl transferase-like. Bases 327 to 1307 code for a protein of 326 amino acids. The transcript is spliced from 7 exons. Gene Ontology annotation, molecular function: holo-[acyl-carrier-protein] synthase activity; magnesium ion binding. Gene Ontology annotation, cellular component: cytosol. NCBI's taxonomy places the organism in Eukaryota, Metazoa, Echinodermata, Echinoidea, Temnopleuroida, Toxopneustidae. The record is from RefSeq and is a predicted model, not a curated record.